Messenger RNA from Ylistrum balloti, 8159 nucleotides. RefSeq names its product RING finger protein unkempt homolog. The record is from RefSeq and is a predicted model, not a curated record. Gene Ontology annotation, molecular function: metal ion binding. NCBI's taxonomy places the organism in Eukaryota, Metazoa, Mollusca, Bivalvia, Pectinida, Pectinidae.
AUGCGUAGAAAAACAUUAUUGAACAAAAUGCCGUCAGAAAGUCCAAUGGUUCCUGCACAGACGGAGAAACCCCAGCAUUAUAUGUAUUUAAAAGAGUUUCGAACAACUCAAUGCCCCCUCUUCUUACAACACAAAUGUACCCAACACAGACCUUACACUUGUUAUCGCUGGCAUUUUAUGAAUCAAAGAAGACGAAGACCUGUUAGACGUCGCGAUGGAACCUUCAACUACAGUCCGGAUGUGUAUUGCACCAAGUACGACGAGACAACAGGAGUGUGUCCAGACGGAGACGAAUGCCCAUAUUUACACAGAACUGCAGGAGAUACAGAAAGAAGAUAUCAUUUACGCUAUUAUAAAACAGGCACCUGUGUAUAUGAAACAGACUCUAAAGGGAAUUGUGUGAAAAAUGGUCCCCACUGUGCAUUUGCCCAUGGAGCUAAUGACUUAAGACCGCCAGCAUAUGAUGUUAGAGAAUUACAGACAAUAGAUGUAGACAAGAGUUCUUCUGCAAGUGGCAGCUCCUCAUUAUCACAAUCAGGAACACCUAGCAGUUUAGAAAAAGAGAAAAUUUUGGCUGAAGAUCCAAGAUGGAAUGAUACAAAUUAUGUGUUGGCCAACUAUAAAACAGAGCAGUGUAAAAGACCGCCACGGUUGUGUAGACAAGGAUAUGCAUGUCCAUCAAAUCACAAUUCAAGGGACAGGAGAAGAAGCCCAAAGAAACAUAAAUACAGAUCUACCCCUUGUCCAAAUGUCAAACAUGGAGAUGACUGGGGAGAUCCCAUGCAGUGUGAGAAUGGUGACAAUUGUGCAUAUUGUCACACAAGGACAGAGCAACAGUUUCACCCAGAGAUAUACAAAUCCACCAAAUGCAAUGAUAUGGUGCAGACUGGAUACUGCCCUAGGGGACCAUUUUGUGCCUUCGCCCAUGUUGAACAGGAGAUAACUACAGAUAGGAACUUGUUAUCAACAAGUGAAAACUCUUUGGCUGCAUUUGUGUCAACAGUAUUGCCAUCUAUGACAGUGGAAAGUGGCCUGAUGCAAAUAAACACAGAUUCCAUACCUGCACUAGUACAAAAUUUAGGAAAAGAAAAUCAAAAUAUGAAACCACUUCAAAAUUUAAAUGGGUCGUCAAAAUUUCCUGAUCCUAUUGGUAAAGAAAGAGGCAACAGUAUUCCAAAUCAUAAUAAUACACAAGGAAGUGCUAACAGCAAUACAAGUAGUCCUAUGCCAGAGCCAAUUGGGAAGGGUCGAUCUGGAAGCACAUCAAGCAGUAUUAAUUCAGAAAUAGGUAGUGCGUGGUUUAAUCAUAAAGCACCGGGGUCAGAACGAGCUGGUACAGAACGAGAUGAUGUCCAGGCAAAAUUGUGGCAGCAGCUUUCAACUAUAGACAAUGAUACAAGUUUAGAACAAACAGAAAAACUGAAGAGGAAACAAAACUUAGUGUUAGUACAUUCACUGAAUCACAAUGGAAACAACAGUAUGCCAACAUUGUCCAGUUCCCUUGGAAAUAUAGGAGUGCAACAGACCCUUUCUCCAUCCUCUAACAUGUCUCCUCUCGCUCCAGCAUUUUACCCAACAAGUGACAAUGUGACCAUGGCGACUACCAUGUCCACCUCCACCCCCUCCUUCUAUCCAGCAAUGGAUACUGUGGAGUCUGUCAUAGGUCAUGCCCUUGGAGAUCUUAAUCUGGAUGAUAUAGAUGUUAACAGCAUAGACAAAGAUGUAGAUAAAGACAAUGACACAAAUUCCUUGAGCAGUUCACUGAGUGCAGGUAUCCCUUCAUCAGGAUUUGGACCAUCGUCUGUUCCUAUUGGUAUACCACCAGGUGGGCUACCAAGAGGAAGCAUCAGUAGCCUAUCUCAGUCUCCACCAUCACCGUAUGGUAGUUUUAAUCUCCCUAUCCUGUCAAUGCCGCCGCCUACCAAACCAGACACAGAACCUAGUUCAUCUUAUUUAAACAAUAAAUUUCCAUACACAGACUUCAAUUCUAUGUCGCCGCGGAAUGGCCUGGGUGGUCCUCAUUCCCCUCUAUACUCAUCCUCCUCAUCAAAUUUAUCAAACAGUGCCCAUGCAACAGAACUACAGAAGCUAAAGGAGGAAUUCUCGCACAAUAAAACUCGUCUAGAACACUGGGAACAGGCCUAUACUCAGGCCAAGUGUGCUUGUGAAGCAUGGAAAAAAGAAGCUGAAGAAUCCUUGAGGAAAGCAAAGUAUUGUGAUGAUGAGAGAUUACAUGCUGUUAAACAGCGUGAUGAGGCUAUUAUUCAUGCCAAAAAGCUACAGCAGGAAGCAGAUUCAAAACAGAAUGGGCCUCAAAUUAGAUACCUACAGAGAGUGAAUGAGUUGGCAACCUUAGGAAUUCCUCAAUUACAACAGCUUCACCAACAGCUGACACGAGAUUUGAAAACACUAGAUGGGUUAAUAAUGUUUCACCACCAUAAUGUGAAGUGUUUGAUAUGCCAAGAGAAGGAAAGGGCUUCUUCAAGCAGGUUACAAUGUGGACAUCAGGUGUUUUGUGAAUCAUGCGUUUUGAAGAUUAUGGAAUGUCCUGUAUGCCAUGCACAAGUACCACGACCAAACACAGGAUACAACAGGUUGUAAUAAAGGACUCGUUUAGGAUUUUCAAAUUUAAAAAUGAAAAUUGACUUGAAAAGUGCUAAUCAUUUCAUUUUCAUCACUGAUUGUUAUCAAUUUUAUUUUCUCAUUUUGUUGGAAUUAUGUUCUGAAUUUAUUUCUGGGGUGAAAAAUUGUACACUGGGAACAUGUUUGUUAUGUUUCUGAUGGAAGAUGUGAUAGUAGUGUUGAGUACUUUUGAUAUUAUUUUUGAUAAUGAAGUACUUACCCAGCUUGUACACAUAGUCCUGUGUGCUUAGUGCUAAGGUUCCCAGUAAGCAAUUCCUCUGUCAGAAAACUAAAUAUUUUUAUUUCAUUUUACAAUUGUUAAGUUGAUGCAUGUAGGAUUUCUUGCAACAACUACACUUGAAAUGCUUUCUCAGUAGGUUUUCAAUAUCUGAUACACUCAAAAUGUAUUAUCACUGGUUUGAUAAACUAUUUGUUUCAUCUGCAAUAUUAUAAUUAGUAUAUAUUUAUAUCUUGAUUAUAAAAUAGAAAUGAUGUUAAUAUGAAUAUGUAUGUAGCUUCAAUUUAUUUUUAGUAGUGAAGUUUUCAUGUAUUACUAGAUCAAUCAAUCUGGAUGAAUAACAGAAUAUUUUAAAAAUGGUAAAGUCUGCUUGCUAGGAAGGAAUCAUAUAUCCCUUAAAUGGAAUAUGAAUUUGUAUCCCAUAAGAAGUGGACAAAUAUAUUAUCAACAGGCCUCAGUACUCAUCCUAGUUAUUUUUUCCUCAUCCUAUUUAAUGGUAUUGAAAUGUUAUAUCACAUUUUCAUCUAGACUGUUUGUCUUUUCCAUAUUGUUUUAAAAGUUGAAAUUCCUACUGGGAGUGAAAUAACUUUGUGACCAGGGAAAAACAGUAAACACUUUGCACAAAGUUCAAUAGCAUGCUGAUAUGGACACCAUUUUAGAUGAAAUUUUUCUUCUCAUAGUGUUAAAUUUGGAGAUAUUUCCUGCAUUUUCAACUCUUCUGGUUGUUAUAUUGUAUGACAUUGCCAGCAGACUCAACUGUUAACAUGUCCUUGUCCAUAAUUUCAAACUGAUGGAACAUUUUCUGUAAGCUUGGUUUUAACAAAUUUCACAUAGUUUUCAUUAAAUAUUUAUGAAUCCAUACUUAAGGUCAAAGUCAUUUAUUGAAGUGAAAAUGAGAAAAGGCUUGUAACUUAAAGGUCACAAGUAACACAUAUGUCAGGAUCUAGAGUUUUCGGAAAAUUAGCCUUUACAGAGCAUUGUUAGCCUAAACAUAACUCAGGGUAUCAGCCUAUGGUUUGUUUACUGAAAAGAAACGGACACUAACACAAGUUUUGACAAUAAGUUAUACAUUUAUCAUGUAGCCAUUAACUGAUUCUUGCUAUAGUGUCAAGGUCAAAAGUUUGAAGAUCAGAAUGAUUUUGGAAUACUGAUAAACCAAUCCUGGUUAUUCUGUUGUUUUGAUUUGUUUAAGAAUGUUUUUUCAUAGAUUUCAGAAAAGAUGAAUCUGUGCUUGUUUUUUUAAAAAAAAAAAAACAUGAAUUGAAUGUUUUUCUCCUUUGGUGGUUGGUUCUGUUGUGUAAAAUAUAUGGAGGGUGUACAUUAUUACAGCAUUUCCUGAAGAAAGUAUAAAGUAAAAGUUCUGAUUUGGUCAUUCAAGAAACAGACUACUAGGAUAAAUGACCAUAGAAAUCAGUUUGUUCAAAGGUUUGAGGCAGAUAACAUGUGUUGCUCGAGGUGUUUGGUUAGACUUGGCAUUUAAACAAAUCAUAAUCAAAAAGGGAGAAGGCAUGUUUGCUUGGCAAAAAUUCAUGUGUGCUUACUUAAAACUUCAUCCCGAUUCUGUCAUUGCUUUCUGGUUAUUUAUAGUUUUUUUUUCUUUUUUUUUGCCCAUUUUUUUUUAGUCAAUGAAAAUGAAAUGAAGGAAAUUAUUGCUUAUCACCAAUUCAUAUUAAAUUUAUUCUCAUUUCAAAUAUCUGAUGAUAUAGCAUAAGAUGCGACUUGUUCGACAGUCAUUGACAUAUUUCUAAUGACAUGCUGGAUACAUUUUAUUAUCACGAGAGGAAAAUCUGUUGAUUACAUUUUUUCAAAAUAUUUCAUUUCUGCAUGAGUUGUAUGGUUAUCAGUAAAUUAUAGUGAAAUCAAAUUUAGUCCCAUUGUGUGUAGUGAAAUAUUUAUUUUCAUUUAUCAUGUUAUUUGAAAAAAAAAAUUUCAAUAUCUCGGCCUUAGACAGACUCUUGUUUUCAUCUUGAUGGUCUGUAGACUAGCUUCCUGAAAUAGCAAAGUAAGGCCCGAUUUAUGUUCUAUAGUUUGUGUUUGGUUUGUAAUUUAUUUGGUUAGAUUUGAAGAAAAAGCUGUGUGAUCCUGAAAAUCUUUUUCUCAGGUGAAUGACAUUUCGAGCCUUUAUCAUGAUGUAAAACAUUGUUUAAAGAAUGUGUAACAAAGUCUUUGAACUGUACAUUUUAACAGUUAACCAUGCAUUUGUGACCAAAGUUUCUCUGUAUUAUCCCCAGAGCAAGUUGUUGAACUUCUGAUGCUGCUACAUAUAAUUUUGUACAAAUUACAAAAUUAUCAGAUGAGAAAAUUAAUACAACAGAAGACAUUUUCGAAUUCUCUGUAAAUUGUUGUUCAUUCUAAUUAAUGUAAAAACAAAUUCCAUAUAGACUUGGUUACCAUGGAAAUAUGAGUUAAAACAUUUCUACUGUAUAUGGCCAUGUCACUUAAUUCCAAUUUGAGUGUUUAUUUAUUUUCUGAUGUUCCUAUUGUUGCUUUGUUUGUACUUUAAUUCAAAAUGAAUGAAAUGCCUUCUAAACCUGUUUAAUGACGGCUCCAUAAAGCAGAUUCCAUAAUCAUAUGAAAUUAUUAAUUGUGCCAUCAAUUAUUAAGGAUUAUACUCAGAUAGGUGUUUCAUUUCGCCAACUCCACAUUUGCUUUAAGUAAGAUGAAUUAAAGAUAUUUAUGAUGGUCCAUUCUUCAAUCCAACUGUUGGUUAAUCUAUGCAAGUUUAUCAGUGGUUGGAGAGAAAAAAAGAUAGUCUGUGACUUCCAGGAGUAUCGCAACAUUUUAUGAUGUAAAACAUCACCACCACCCCCGCCCCCAUCCCCACCCCCAAGACUUUAGUAUCAGUUUGUUAAACACCUGAAGAAUCUUUAAAGCCUUUUUUGGCAAGCAAUUAAGUUUUGAAAUUGAAAUUGAAAAUUGAAAUAAAUUUAUUUAACGUUUUCAAGCAACAAUAAAUUCACACCAAACGUUACAAUAUAACUGAUAUUAUCUUAUUCCUAAAUGGUGGUUCAUGUUCCACAUCACAAUCUCCACAAAAACUUCUGCCUUUUAAAUCUGUCAAAAAGGUCUUCUUAGAUUACUUAAGUAUUGAUCAUAAUAAAUUGUGUGGUGAGUUGGUUUCUGAAAGCCAAUUUUUCCUAGUAGUUUUCCUGCAUAUUAGUCUGUAGCAUAAGAUCAGGAUAAUCGAGGUUGACAUAUUUUACCAUAAAACACCAACUCAUUAAUAAUGUAAAUUGAUUCAAAAUAGAGAAUAAAUAUGUUAGUCUACAUCAAUCCCUUACAAGGAAAUAAUUCUCACAAAUUUUUGAAAGAUUUUUGUACUUUGUGCAAGACAAAAACUUCAUGCAGUCUGUUUAAGAUGAUUACCUGCUGUAUAUAAUCAUCAACGUGUGCCAUCCAGAUCCUUAUUUGUUAAAUAGGUGGUGAUGUAUAUAAUUACAGAUACACUGGUCUUGUUUGGUUAUUUUAAGCAUUUAAUACUGAUGAAGUAGAUUUAUAGGCAGGAGAGUCUACGAUCACUUCAUUUUCCCUCUGAACUAGCUUUUUCACAGCAGAUUGAUGUUUUUGGGGUAUAUGGUGUAUUUUAUCACAGGUGUUUAUUGUUUUUAAAUCAUCAGUGUUAAUCCAUAGGUUGUAUUUUCCCUAUCUCAUUGCAAUAAAUGUACAUUCUGUCAUAUUUUGGGACUAUAGCAACCUGUUCACAAAGUGUUUUAUUGAUAACUAUGUAGUGUGGAUUUUACAAUUUCAUUGAUUUUGUUUCUAGAAACAUUUCAUAAACUUUUGAUGCGAUUACUUUGACGAGAAAAGGCUGAGCUUUUGGAAAUUAAACCUUGAAGUAGUAUGUAGUGUUGUAGUUCUCUGGGUACCUUCUACUGUACUUUUCCAAUCCGUAUUAAUCGGAGUAACAACUUUUACUUCCUGUUAUUUCAACAGUUUUCACAAGUUCUAUCUGUCAGUAGUAUUUGGUUUUGCAUGUAACUUCACAACCGCAUGACAGUAGGUGUAAUUUGUAUAAUAUCAAAAGUAUUGUUCUUUUCAUGUCAUAUUGCACUUCAGUGAUUUUGAUCUAUUUACUAUUGUCUUCAAGUUGAUGGCUCAGAAAUCUAUGAACUACAAUUGAUUAUGUGUUGCAAGAUACAAAAUGUCCAGCAAUAUUUAGGAUGAUGCUGCUACGCCAUGUUGGAGUGAUUCAUUAAUGAUCUGUUAUUACCUGGGUAUGAGCGGAUUGUUAUGGAAGGUGAUACUAUCUUUGAUGAGAGAUCGGCCCGCUGGUUUGGGCCUAGAGAGUGUGAUGAGAGGAAGGUUCUAUUUUAUAGUAUAUGGUAAUGCAUGUUAUCAUUAAAAUGUGUUAUACUCAGGGCAUAUUUGGCAGUACAUGUUUUUAUAAAAGAUUUUCCCCCUCAGCCAGGUGUUUCUUAUUACAAAGAGUGGAAGAAAUUAAAUUUUGUAUAAAGAUUGACAAAAAUAUAUUUGAAAGUGAUUGAUCCACAAAAACACAAUUAUUGUGAUAUGAAUUAUAGUUUGUUUUAGUAAUGUUAGAACACAUUCACAUGUGAGCACAUGCUGUGAUUGUGUCUUUGCAAAUGGUAGAGAUUUUUUUUCCUCAUUUAAGAUAUAUUUGGUUUACUUAGAUGUCAAAAAUUCCUUAUUUUACAAUUUAAAAUAACGACACUUUUUUUAAUGGAAUUGAUUCAAUGCUAAUAGAUUGCCAUACAAUUUAUAAGUAAUAUAGGAGUUUAUUUUUUAUAUUAAAUAUCAACAUUCUGAAUAUUUACACAGGUCAGAAAAAGGAGGGGAGUGGUAUAUAUUAAUAGCAUAAAUUGGCACAAAGUGCCACCCCAGGAAAAGCAAAAAAUAAAUUUUGAUCAUUGAUACAAUCAGAACAACCAGUAAAACUGUAAAUAUAUUUAUAGAAAUCAAUUGGGUUAAUUUCUAAUAUUCAUGUCCCUGGUAGUUUUCAUUUCCAGAAUAGUUCAGUUCAUUGUGAUAAUCUCACUUGUAGCUAACCAGAAGCUAAUUGGUACUGAACAUCUACAAUGUAACAAACAUGCUGUCAAUUUUACAUAAACAGUAGACUUUAUCUUAGAACUUUAAGAAAGGGGAUUACCAAGUGUAUUUUACCACCUUUCAAUGGUAUUGCAGCUAGAAAUGUGUAUGAAUGGUUUCAUCAGGAACCUGCUGUUAAUGUAAUUUAAAAUUGUGAAUUUUAUUGAUACACACCUGUAUUAGAUUUAUUUGUACUCAAUCCUGAGUAAGCAUUUGUAAUAAUUCACAAUUCUCAUAAAAUAUUGAAUAUAUA